Symbiodinium pilosum is the source of this 1797-nucleotide messenger RNA. Lineage: Eukaryota; Dinophyceae; Suessiales; Symbiodiniaceae. The record is from the annotation of a GenBank genome assembly.
AUGAGAUCUUCAUCCCACGGGCUCCUGCUGUCCUUUUGGGUUGUCGUGCCGCUUAGCAGUCUCGCCCUCCGCCCAGCACGUGAACAAGGAGAUGAUGACGACCUGCAGGCAUGUCUAGGCGGAGACUGCGGCCCAAAUAGCACUGAGGACGAUGCUAGAUUGCUAGCAGGAGACGGAGCUAACGAGGCGAAAGCCGUGGAGGAUGAGGCGCUUGAGCAAGAGGUAGUGGCAAUGGACCAACCGCAAGCAGAAGAAGCAAACCAACAGUAUCCCCUGGCCGUUCAGGGUACCUUUGAGAUGCCCUUCAAACCUGGGCAAGUACCAGGGGUGAAGCUUGGACAUGGUAUGGGCUCAAGCGGCACCCUCGUCGUGGAAAAUGCCGUGGGUGGCCACCUUGGCCGGGUCAAGAAGAUUGCGGGUGAAGAUGUGACGCAGAAAACCACGGCUACGGUUGCAUACCUUUGGGCAAAUCAGGUAAGAGGUCACCAAAACUACACUGUCGUCCUCGAAUGCAGCAGCGAAGGCACUAAAGCGUUCCUGUCUUGCUUGAUACCUGGCUUCACGUGCGGCAUGUGUGGAAAAUGUGGCUUCAGAGUAUUGUCGUCAUGGCCCAACGGGCCCGAUACAACGUCAGACUCAGAUUCAAAGAGCACGUAUGUCGUCCCCUGCUUGGAGCAAUCUCAACUUGUAAGGGCCACAGAAAAUCCUUGGGUCCAAGCAAGCCCAGCGCUGCUUUUUGCAGGGAUGUUCGUGAAAGCACUUCUAAAGGACGUGAUCUUUGACAAGUACAUGGCUUCGGCGAACCCUGCACUCACUGCCGUACGUGUUGCAGCCCCCUUGGUGAAUUGCUUGUCAAGUCUUGCGGUGAUGUGGGGACUUCAAGCUGGACCAGGUGUGAAAUUCAUAGCCAACACGGCAAAGUGUCCAUCGGAUCUGCAAAAACCGUUGCAGGAUGAGUUCCGCUUUGUAUCUUAUUUUCUCGGGCCCAGGCUCUUCUGCAAUGCCAUCAGUACCUGGUGCAUGCCACUUUUCCUCCUUUUUCUUCACAGGUCAGGGUGUGUCGGCAAAGCAGAGUUGGUUGAGCACCAUGCGCUCGUCUCAGCUGCAUACCUAGCAUUCUUCUUGGCCUGCCGAUUUAUGUUGGAGGCUGCUAUCGUGGCGCGCGUCGCCGAAGCCCACGUGCGAACAACAAAAGAUUCCCUGAGCCUGGAAGGAGUAGAUGCUGAGAAGCUGCAGGCAUUCCACAAAGCCUGCGUGCGGCUUGCUGAUGACAUCCUUCCAGAGCUUGCCAAGAUUAGUGGACCAACCUUGGGACUGGCAGCAUGCAGAGCAAUUCUUGCCUUCUUCGCUGUGAUCGAAGUGGCCCGUUGUGCCGCAGAUAUGGGAAGCCCCGUUGGGAAGCUGCAGAUAGCAUUUUUGUUGAUGGCGGUCAUCAUCGAUUUGCCAGUUGGGCUGUACUGCCUUCUGCUGCCGGCCAGCGUCUCUGAUGCGUGCUUGGAGUUGAUGGAGCACUUGAACAAUGUGAGAUCGCAAGAUAUCCCGAAAGAGGAUAAGGCUGAGGUAGACAGAGAGAUCAGGCUCACGGAGACCUAUCUCAGCAAGGUCAACCGUGGUCAAGGCUUGGGCUUCGUCCUCUAUGGCUUUAAGACGGUGGUCGACAAGAGAAUGAUACUUUCCAUGUUCGCCAAGUUUGCUGCUGCAUCUUCCUUGAUCAUGACCGUACUCCGCGAGGUCUAUGCGCGGGAGAAGGAAGUGGAAGACAUCCUCGUGAAGGUUAACGGCUCUUCGAAGCUGUGA